AGCUAAAAUAAAAUCAAAGGCGAAGUCUGGAAUUGGGGGUCCAGCCAGUGAAGAAUGGGCAAGCCGACAAUGGAGAGGACAAUUCUUGAAUCCUGAUGAUAAGAGUUUCAACGAGCUGCUUCAGAAUAUUUCCAUGGAUCAAAGCAACUAGCAUGAUCCGCAGAAACAGUUAGGUCAACCUGCAGCUUUAAUGGACGAGUCGGGGAUAAAUCAAAGUCAAGGCAAUCAGACUGCUGCAGCAACGCAGUUGUUGGCAACUGCCACUGGGGAUCCUGAUUCACAAAGAGACAUUGGAGAAGAUAGUGAUGAAGCACGGCGUGACAAAAAGAGAAAGAACGAUAAAAGAUACAGAGACAAACAAAGGGAUAAAAGGCAGGCACUGGAGGGUGAAAAUGAUCGAUUAAAGCAAGAAAUUCAGGAAAAAGAUAAACAGGAGCAGCUGAUGAAGUCCAAGCUUGAGGUAGUUGAGGCUGAAAAUGCGAGAUUGAAGUGUGAAUUAGAAGAAAAGAAACAGCUAACCAAGUCGUUGCUGGAUGUGAUUGGGGUUGUAAAUCAACAACAAAUAUCUACUACUGAUAUGCAGCCACUUCUGACCCAAAUUAAACUGGUAGUGGAUGGAUUUGUCUCUUUGAAUCGAACGGUGGCUGAGCUUCAACAAACUGUUACUCAACAUGCACAGCCAUGGCGGCCACAGCGCAAUAUAUUGAUAAAUCAAUGCUCUCAGCCUGCUGCGACAACACUGCCUCUGACUCAGCCCGCUGGCACAAGUAGAAUGCAGCAAACAUCUCAGUCCUCGCCGGCAACGUUCACUGAAAAUUUUCAUGGAUUGCCAGAUUUCUUGCUGCAGGAACAAUUAGGCCAAACUGCACAAACAAUCAAUGUGUCACCAGAGUUCGGUUUACCUCAGGGGCAAGGCGGAAACACUGCAGUCGAAUCGCAGCCAUUCACACAGGGACCAUCUGAUCAAGAUGCUGACUUAGAUGAAUUUUUCUCAUCCUUCUAUGAACCAGAAGAUCAAACUUUCCACGUCGAGUUUUGUUCAUAUAAUGCUAGUAUAGUUGAAGGAAAGGGAAGAAAAGGUGCACUUGUACGCGGUCAGAAAAGUAGCACAAAGCAGACUAUCCUUUCGGCUUUUAUUAAAGCAUUCCGUAUGCUUGCUGCAUCACUCGUGGCUGAAAAUGAUCCAUUAAAGCCUGAAAUUCAAAAAAAACAAGAGCCAUGUCACGAGGACCAGCAGAUGAAGUCCAACAUAGAGGCAUUUGAAGCUGAAAAUAAGAGUUUGAAGCGUGAAAUUAAAGAAAAAGAACGACGAAUGAAGCUUAAUCUAAAGGCGUUUUUGGUUGAUUAUAGGAUAGUUAAGAAUCAAAUUGAAGCAAAGGGAAUCAAAAUAUGGGAGUUUGUGUAUAAAAAUGCGCGAGUGGAGCAUGAAAUUAAAGAAAAGGAAAGGCUUAUGAAGUCCAAUAUGGAGGCAUUUGAGGCAAAAAAUGGCCAAUUGAAGCUUGAAAUUGGAGAAAAGGAACAGAAGUCCAAUCUGAAGGCAUUUAAGGCGCAAAAUAAGAGAUUGAAGCGUAAAAUAGAAGAAAAUAAGCAGCGAAUGAAGUCCAAUCUGAAGGCACUUGAGGCUAAAAAAGGGAAACUGGAACAUGAAAUUCAGGCAAAAGAGCAACUAAUGAAGUCCAAUUUGGAGAGACUUGACGCCCAGAUUAGACAGCUAGUUGAUGAAUUUGAAUCUCUAAAUGUAGCCAAUGUUAUGGAAACAAAUCCUGUCAACACAGCUCGUGAAUCUGCCUCGCCAUGUCCUCCAGAAGAUGACAUACCCGACUCACCAUAUGAUUUGUGGACACCUUUUGUUGCAGCCAACCCAUCCAUUGUUGUCGGUGCUUCGCCAUCUUCUGAAUUUGGCCCUCAAGCAGCAGUCCCUAGUGCGGCCUCCACAGUUGUUAAUCAGGUAAGCUUUCUCAACCCUCCAUCCUUUUCUACCUCAGUCCCUGAUCUUGUCCCUUCCCUUGUUUCCCCGAUAGGUGACUCAUCCCCGACACCAUUAGCUCCUCUUUCACCCUCAUCUCAUUCCACCUCUAGCCCUUCUCUCGAUCUCAAACCUGCAUCCACCAGAACCUUGCCUUCCUCUCCUGUCACACAACCAACACCUAGCCAUUCCCAGGCCAGUGUCGUUUCUCCCCACUCCGACUCACCUCACACCUCGCCUCCAGCACCAAACCCGCCUCCUAUCCCUUCUCGAACUCAUGGCAUGACUACUAGAUCUCAACACAAUAUUUUCAAACCCAAAACCUUAUUCACUGCAUCUAAACAUCCCAUUGAUCCACCCUUAGAGCCCACUUGUGUUAAACGGAAUAAGGAAGGCAGGGUUGAAUGGUUUAAAGCUCGUCUUGUGGCUAAAGGAUUUCAUCAAAGGCCUGGUUUUGAUUACUUUAACACUUUUAGCCCUGUUAUCAAACCUGUUACUAUUCGAGUUGUUCUCUCUUUGGCAAUCACUCAGAAUUGGUCUAUUUGGCAAUUAGAUGUUAACAAUGCUUUUCUCCAUGGAAAGCUUGAGGAAGACUUGUUUAUGGCUCAACCACCCGGGUUCAUUGAUGCUAGUCUACCUCUGCAUAAUUCUCGCUCAGAUACAUCUCUUUUUAUCUAUCGUAAUGGGUCUGAUUGCUUAUACUUUCUGGUUUAUGUUGAUGAUAUCAUUGUGACCGGCAGCAAUCCACAGUUGAUUGAUUCUUUGAUUCAAUUGAUAAGCAACACAUUGUCUAUCAAAGACCUUGGUUCCCUUACUUAUUUUUUGGGAGUUAAUGCUAUCUUCACUCCUGCAGGCCUUUUUCUCUCCCAGGCUCAAUAUAUUCGUGACCUACUGGAUAAGUUUGGCAUGGCUGAGGCUAAACCAGUUUCCUCCCCAAUGGCUACAACUCCUCUUCAAUUGCACCAAGGGCUCAAACUCUCGGAUCCUUCUCCAUACCGGCGUCUUGUUGGCUCCUUGCAAUAUCUUAAUCUCACAAGACCGGACAUUACUUUUGCAGUUAAUCGUCUUUCUCAGUUUCUCCAUGCCCCUUCUGAUGUCCAUAUGCAAGCUGCCAAGCGUGUUCUUCGCUAUCUCAAGGGCUCUGUUUUUCAUGGUCUUCUUCUGCGCCGGCAGCCUCUGUCUCCUCUCCAUGCCUUUUCCGACUCUGACUGGGCCGGUGACAAGGAUACCCUUCGGUCAACCACUGGCUAUCUUGUGUUCUUGGGUCGCAAUCCGAUCUCUUGGAAGGCUUGUAAACAGAAAACGGUUGCCCGCAGCUCAACAGAGGCCGAGUACCGUGCUCUAGCUGCUGUAUCCUCUGAAGUUAUGUGGGUUUGCCAUCUUCUUCGUGAAUUGGGGCAUCUUGUUUCUUCUCCUCCGGCAGUGUACUGUGACAAUGUUGGUGCUACUCAUCUUAGUAGCAAUCCAGUCAUGCACACUCGUAUGAAACAUAUUGCCAUUGAUCUUCAUUUUGUCCGUGAGUUGGUGGAUCGGAAGCUUCUACGGGUCAGUCACAUCUCUACUGUUGAUCAGCUAGCUGAUGGUUUUACUAAGCCUUUAUCCUCGUGGCAGUUCUCUCAGCUGAAAUCCAAGAUUGGCGUUACCGAUGGUAGCUCCAUCUUGCGGGGGCGUGUUAUGGAAACAACUCCUGUCAACACAGCUCGUGAAUCUGGCUUGUGAAUCUGCACUAAUUAUAGCAAAUAUAAUCAGCAUUAUAUGCAGGAUAUCAAUCACACUUAUUUGUAUAUAUUUUCUAUUAUUGUAUAUCUUUAAUUUCCAUAAAUAACUGCAGACCUUGUGUAUAUAGGAUACUCAAUUCUGUGAAUAAGACAUAUCAGUUUCAUUCUCAAGUUUCUGCCUUAAUAUAUGGCAGUGUUUAUA
Rubroshorea leprosula is the source of this 3886-nucleotide messenger RNA. The record is from the annotation of a GenBank genome assembly. NCBI's taxonomy places the organism in Eukaryota, Viridiplantae, Streptophyta, Magnoliopsida, Malvales, Dipterocarpaceae.